This is a messenger RNA of Cynara cardunculus var. scolymus (artichoke), 1009 nucleotides long. Its product is annotated as probable RNA-binding protein EIF1AD. NCBI's taxonomy places the organism in Eukaryota, Viridiplantae, Streptophyta, Magnoliopsida, Asterales, Asteraceae. Gene Ontology annotation, biological process: translational initiation. Gene Ontology annotation, molecular function: translation initiation factor activity; RNA binding. Bases 336 to 857 code for a protein of 173 amino acids. The record is from RefSeq and is a predicted model, not a curated record. Gene Ontology annotation, cellular component: nucleus. The transcript is spliced from 5 exons.
CAAAAAAUCACCAUUCCCAAAGGCCUAACCACCACCGCCUUCACUUCCACUUCAUGACCUAGCUACGCAAAACGACUCAACGUCCAUUCCUCAAGGCUCAAUACCAAACACCCAACGUUCCGAGGGUGAAGGCCUCUAAUACCAUUCUUCACGACUUCAAAAAAUACCAACGCCAGUGAUUGUUCAGGUUCGGGUUUGAUUGCAAUUUAACCAAGCUCAUGAUGCGUCAUCAAUGAAUUUGCAGCUAAGGAGGUUUUAGAUCCAGAAGUAGUCAUAGGAAGUCUGUUUGAUUGUACACCGAGCUUCAUAAUCUACAAGUGGGAUCAAAGUGAAAAAUGGCUACAAAAGGUGGAAGGAAGAAUCUGAAGAGGGCGGUUAAUGAUGAGACAUUAACUCUUCAACCAGGCCAAAGCAUUAUGCAAGUCGUUUCUCUGCGAGGAUCCAAUUCAAUCGAGGUAACUGAUGCCAAAGGAGAAAAGGCCUUGGCGUUUUUCCCAGCUAAAUUUCAGAAAAGCAUGUGGAUAAAACGAGGUAGUUUUGUUGUGGUUGAUGAUAGUGGGAGAGAGGAAGCUGUUGAAUCUGGAAGAAAAGUGGCUUGCGUUGUUCUUCAAGUUCUUUUCCAUGAACAAGUCAAAGUGUUACAAAAAUCUCCAGAAUGGCCAGAAAUCUUCAAAUCGACCAUAGUGGACAGUUCCAAUGGAAACUCUCAAAGAAACCCUUCAACCACAACAGAGGAAAACGAGUUGGAUUCUAGUGAAGACGAUGGGCUGCCCCCAUUGGAAGCCAACACAAAUAGAAGAAUACCUGUGGAGACGCAAUCGGAUACAGGGUCAGAUUCUGAAAUAGAAGAUUCUUAAACAUGGAAAACUGCCAUCAACAGCAAUGGCAUUCCUGCGUGUAAUCCUAAUAUUAUCGCGAUUCUUGUAUUUUUCACAUUUUUGUUAAGUUGUGUGAUGUAACAUUUUGGAUUUGACCUCCUUUAUUAACUAAUGAAAUAUAAUGAUGCUGU